AUUUUUUAAGACGCCGUGAAAAUUGUGGCAAAAAACAGAAGCACUGAAAAAGGAGUACAGAAAUUUACAAACGCAACGUUGGAUGAUACGAUGCGGUAAAUGACACAGAACAACAUGGAAACGAACCAACAGAGUUGCAAUAAUUGUAGACACGACAUACUUCAAAUCACUUAAUCUAAAGAAAACAACAGUUUGAACGCACGUGGACUGCAUUUUACAUAAAAAUCUGCCUAUUUGUUUAAAAACUUGUAAAUAAGAAUGAUUAAAGCGAAGAAACGUGAGUCGGAGAAUGACACAGAUGGACCUAUUAAUAAAAAAGGCUCGAAAUUCGAAGGAGGUAAAGGCAAAUCUAAGGUAAACUCCACGGGAAAAUCCAAAUUUCCUCCAAAAACUUUUGCCAAAUCAGGUACAAAUAAAUUCUUAGGAAAACCGGGAGCCAACAAAUUUCCGGGAAAGUUUAAUGGCAGCGGCAAAUUUAAUAAGAAUGCUACAGGUAAGAAGUUGGGUGAAAAGGGGAGCGAACCUGCCGAAGGCGAAAAAACCGACUGGCGUAAAUUCAAACAAGAAAAGAAAGAGCUGAAACUUAAACGUAAGCAAGCCAAGGAUUCGUAUGAGGUGUCAGUGGAAGCUAAACAAAUUUAUGAAAAGCUGAAAUGUCGUCGUACAGAAAAAAAAGCUGAGCUGGUUGAAAAACUAUAUAAUAUUCUGAAUCGUGGCGAUGUGAUAAAAAAGUUAAUAAUGGCACACGAUACCGCACGUAUCAUACAAUGCAUGUUGAAGCAUUCUUCGCCUUUACUUCGUGAUCAAUUAUCCGAGAAACUACUACCUCUAGUGGUGGAAAUGUGUGUUUCUAAAUAUUCUCACUUUUGCGUACUAAGAAUGUUCAAAUAUGGCUCACCUACUAUCAAAUCAAAAAUUGUUGAUAGUUUUAUGGGCAAUGUAAUACGUUUGGCUGGUCACAAUAUAUCUAGUAAAAUUCUUGACCACGCCUAUCAUACUGUAGCUAAUACAAAACAACGUAUUUAUCUACGUCAAGAAUUCUAUGGAGAACUAUAUCGUCAGUCAAAAGAUGACGAUGUAAAAACACUUGCUGAUACUUUCAAAGACGCCAUCGAUAUGAAAUUGUCCAUAUUGAGUGCUGUUAAAUCCAACAUCGACCAUUUGGCUAACAAACAGUUAGUGGAUAAUUCUUUGGUGCAUGCAGUCAUUUUGGAAUAUUUAACAGUAUGUGAAGAUGAUAAAAUAGAGGAAACCGUUAGUGCAUUUGCGCCUCUAAUACCACUUAUGCUAACAACUAAGGAUGGCACUCAAGCGGCAAUUAUUUGUUUUUAUAAAUCCACUCCAAAAAAUAGGCGGGCUAUAAUAAAAACUAUCAAAGAUCACUUGAUAAAAAUUAGUACACAUGAACAUGGUCAUAUUUUCUUAAUAGCUUUAGUUAACUGUCUUGAUGACACAAAAGCAACUAAGAAGGCAAUAUACGACAAUUUGCAUCCCGAAUUGAAAACUUUGAUGGAAAAUCAAUGGGGUCGUCGUGUCAUCGAAUGGUUCGUUGUGCCUGCUGAUACAAAUUGUUUCCAUCCCAGCUUCAUUACAAGCAUUAAUGAUGGCUUGCAAUAUGGAAAAAAAGAUACAGAUGUUAGACGUAAAGAAAUAUUCGAACAGAUCGAAGAGUCCUUAUCCACAGCCAUUUCUGAAGAUCCGAAAUUUUGGAUGUCUAAUAGACAUAUAGGUCUCGUCACCGCCGAAAUAUUGAAGAAAUUAACCCAAGAGUACUUUCAGAAAGCUUCCAGAGCACUCGCUGAUGUUAUUGUGGAUACAACAUGGACUGUAACUGUAGAAGAGGAAGGAAAGGCGAAAAACGCAAAAAACAUUCACGAUGUAGAGAAAAUAAUUGCAGAAGCUACCAAAGCGAAGAAACAAAAACGCUUGGCAGCUGCUACUGACGUUGAUGAGCCACAGAACGAUUCAUCGGAUGAUGAAGUAAAGACUAAAGAACCGGUCGCUGUAGUAACAGUACGAGGCAUUGAGGAAUCUGGUCUGCAUAUUGUUUUGAAAAAGGUUAUCAAAAAUGACAAAGAACGUCUGUCCCAAAACGAGAGCGCAGAAACAUUUGGAUCAAUCCUCGUUCAAAAACUCAAUGAUGAUACGCUGCGAGAUUGGUUAAAUGUAAACCGGGCCUGUUUUAUAUUAUUAAAUGUUUUCGAGCAAAAUACUGAAGCUGUGAAAUCGGCGCUUAAAAAGCUCCUUAAGCCAUUAAGUGAAGUGCUAAAAAAAGAAAAAGGUGCUGGGCAAAAACUGUUAAUGAAUAAAAUGGAAUUUUAAUAUAGUAUCGUUUGGUUUAUUUUAAUUUUAUCAUAUGUAUUUUUGAUAAUUUUAAUGGAUUACUUGUUUAGCUAACAAUAUGAACGUAAUUACAAUUUAAAAAAACUUUA
Messenger RNA from Bactrocera oleae (olive fruit fly), 2432 nucleotides. RefSeq names its product Pumilio and CPL domain-containing protein penguin (gene peng). Lineage: Eukaryota; Metazoa; Arthropoda; Insecta; Diptera; Tephritidae. Gene Ontology annotation, molecular function: mRNA binding. The record is from RefSeq and is a predicted model, not a curated record. Gene Ontology annotation, cellular component: nucleolus. Gene Ontology annotation, biological process: regulation of translation.